Molecule: messenger RNA, 1290 nt
Organism: Ilex paraguariensis (yerba mate)
Lineage: Eukaryota; Viridiplantae; Streptophyta; Magnoliopsida; Aquifoliales; Aquifoliaceae
Source: the annotation of a GenBank genome assembly
AUGCCAAUGACCCUCCACCACCACCACCUAACCACCGUCAUUACCACCACUCUCCUCCUCCUCCUCACCAUAUAUUACCUAGCCGCUUCAGCCACCGCAGGCCUCCCCCAAUUCAGAGAAGCUCCGGCGUUCCGAAACGGCGAGGAAUGUCCUAAACCCACAUGGCCAACACAAUCAAACGACCCAUCAACCAUUCACAUAGCCAUGACCCUCGACAUCACCUACCUCCGCGGGUCCAUUGCCGGCGUCUUCUCGGUCCUCCAACACGCCACCUGCCCCGAAAACACCUUUUUCCAUUUCCUCGCCACCCACCACCGCCGUCACCUACACCGCACCAUCCUCACCACCUUCCCAUACCUCAAUUUCCAUCUUCACCACUUCGACACCAACCUCGUCAAAGGCAAAAUCUCCUCCUCCAUCCGCCGAGCCCUCGACGAACCACUCAACUACGCUCGAAUCUACCUAGCCGACCUCGUACCUACUACCGUCAAUCGCAUUAUCUACUUCGACUCCGACCUCAUAGUCGUCGAUGACAUUGCUAAACUCUGGACCAUCAAUCUCAACAACCACGUCCUCGGCGCUCCAGAGUACUGUCACGCAAAUUUCAGCCACUACUUCACUCCUCAAUUCUGGUCAAUCUCUCUCUUUUCCAAGACUUUUGAAGGGCGAAAGACUUGUUAUUUCAACACGGGUGUGAUGGUAAUAGACUUGACAAAAUGGAGACGCUGUGGAUACACAGAGAAGCUCGAACAAUGGAUGAGGAUUCGGAAAAGGUAUAGAAUCUAUGAACUGGGUUCUUUGCCACCAUUUUUGCUUGUUUUUGCUGGGAACGUUGAAGGUAUUGAGCAUAGGUGGAACCAACAUGGGCUUGGUGGGGAUAAUCUUGAAGGGUUGUGUAGAGAUCUUCACCCUGGUCCGGUGAGCUUGUUGCAUUGGAGUGGGAAGGGAAAGCCGUGGCUGAGAUUGGACUCGAAAAGGCCGUGUCCGUUGGAUAGUCUUUGGUCGCCGUACGAUCUUUUCCGGCAUGAGCCGUUGGUCAGGACAAAUAGUUACUGUCGGGUAAAGUUCAUUGUGAUAGUGGGUGGCGGCCGCGGUGCGGCGGCGGCAGCGGUGGUGUUGAGAGGAGCCGUGAUUUACGAGACCAAGUCACCAAGCACAUUAAGAUACAUUUCUAACCUGAGAAUAAACUUUGUUGGACUCAGGUAUGUUUAUGAGAUUCCAGAUGGGCCCAUUCAAGAAGCCCAUGAGGAAUUUGCAGAUGAAUAUCCAACCUUCUGCUUUAAUUUUUGA